AAAAAAAUAAACAAUAAAAUGGCACCGCACACCAGCUACACGCCCGUUGGAGGUAUGGAGUACGAAGAACCGGUAUCGCGGACUUAUCAAUAUCGGAAGGUGAUGAAGCCGAUGCUGGAGCGAAAGCGAAGGGCGCGGAUAAACCGCUGCCUCGACGAGCUGAAGGACCUCAUGGUCACCGCGCUGCAGGCCGAGGGCGAGAACGUCGCGAAAUUAGAAAAAGCCGACAUCCUCGAGCUGACCGUACGGCACCUCCACACCCUGCGAGCCGCCCGCCGUCUCACCCUCACACCUGAGACCAGCUACGCCGAUCGGUUCAGGGAAGGGUUCACCCAGUGCGCCCAGGAGGUCUCGACCUUCCUUUCCACCCCCGUCGCCGCCUCCGUUCACCCCGCCGCCGGUGCUCAGCUGAUGCGCCACCUCGGCGGGUGUCUGAGGAGACUGGAGCAGCCCACCACCCCCGUCGCGAUGCCUACUACUACCACCACCACCACCACCGCCGCCACCCCCGAGGCCAACACCGUCCCCCAGAACACCUACACGCCACCCCAGAGUCCCGUCAGCGUCGCAAGUUCGUCAGGAGAGUCAUCCGAGUCGUCGACGUCAUCGAGUUUGCCCGUUUGGCGACCAUGGUAGAGGAGGAAUU
Molecule: messenger RNA, 646 nt
Organism: Diprion similis
Lineage: Eukaryota; Metazoa; Arthropoda; Insecta; Hymenoptera; Diprionidae
Product: enhancer of split mbeta protein-like
Exons: 1
Coding region: 19-636 (205 amino acids)
Biological process (GO): regulation of transcription by RNA polymerase II; regulation of neurogenesis; anterior/posterior pattern specification
Cellular component (GO): nucleus
Molecular function (GO): protein dimerization activity; DNA-binding transcription factor activity, RNA polymerase II-specific; RNA polymerase II cis-regulatory region sequence-specific DNA binding
Source: RefSeq, a predicted model, not a curated record